Phragmites australis (common reed) is the source of this 716-nucleotide messenger RNA. RefSeq lists its product as uncharacterized. The coding region runs from base 71 to 550 and encodes 159 amino acids. Lineage: Eukaryota; Viridiplantae; Streptophyta; Magnoliopsida; Poales; Poaceae. The record is from RefSeq and is a predicted model, not a curated record. The transcript has 3 exons.
AGCGGGGGCAAAAACAGAUGAGAAUUCACAAGAAUUGGAUGUGAAAGUGUUAUACUCCAUAGGACAUGGCAUGCCUCAUGGCCGUGUACCAAUAGCCAAUGGUGUUAUAGAAAAGGCUGACAUUCUAGCAGCUGUGAAAUCCAAUAAUGUCCACAUAUCCAAAAUAGCUCAUGGAAGUCUAGUCGAAGAAAAUGAGCAAUUGAAGGAGACGAAUGAGCAACUGAGGCAGACAAAUGUGCUCCUCAUGGAGGAAAAUAGUGUCAAUCGUGAGCUGAUCCUGAGGUUCUAUGCGGACUUUGAAAAAGAACCACCUGCUGAUCUGCUAAACCGUCUAGCCAAUAUUGAUCCCCGUCAUCAUCAGGGGACAGGUUCAUCACAUGCAGCCACUGACCCAGACGACAUGCGCAGCAAUGGCAAUGACCUGGACGACUAUGGUGACGAUGAGGGCAGCGAUGACGUCUAUGGUGAUGAGGGCUAUGAUGGCAUGUAUGGUCGCGAUGAGAUGGAUGGUGGAUACAAUAGUGAUGACUAUGGAUACAAUGGAUGGUGAAUGUCAAACUGGAUGAAGCACCUGAUGCUUUUGGCCUCUUUUUUGUUCAGGCGGAACAGAUGCACCAGGAGUACUUUUGGUAACUAGUGACUAGCUUCAGGUUAACUUAGUCAACGAACCUUUUGAUAUUUUGGUAGACUUAAACUAUAGCUACUGUGCUUUUGGG